Messenger RNA from Pocillopora verrucosa, 1586 nucleotides. RefSeq names its product ubiquitin-like modifier-activating enzyme 5. The record is from RefSeq and is a predicted model, not a curated record. Gene Ontology annotation, molecular function: tRNA threonylcarbamoyladenosine dehydratase activity; ubiquitin-like modifier activating enzyme activity. Gene Ontology annotation, biological process: cyclic threonylcarbamoyladenosine biosynthetic process. Lineage: Eukaryota; Metazoa; Cnidaria; Anthozoa; Scleractinia; Pocilloporidae.
UGUUGUAGUUUUGGUUUUGUCAGGAGGAAAAAGACUUACAUACGAUGAGCGACAAAGACGAUCAGCGCAAAGUAGUCUGCUUUUUGCAGCCUAAUUUUACCGAUCUUCUUAGAGAUAAAGAAGCUGUUAAAAAGCGGUUUUCCGUGACAGUAUUUGACGAUUGUGACACAAUCCAUGUCCGCGUGGAAAGUAACAAUAAAGAUGAACCAGAAAAGCGAGUCGCCUUCAAGAUCUUUCGAGAAUUACCUUCGUGUGAAGAGGUUCAGAAAAUUGCUUCUGAUCUAGUUUCCACUCUUCCUGCGCUCGAAGAACCACAGAUUGCAAUCCUGGUAUCUGAAGAUGACCAUGUCAGAGCUUGUGUGAGACCAAAGUCAACUGAUCCUUUGGAGCAGGCGGCUGUUUUGCGGCAACCGCGGAAAUCGCAACUCUAUUCACGAAGCCGUGGCAUAUUAGAGUCGAAAUUAUUGGAGGAACGAAAAGUUGCAGUGGUUGGUCUUGGAAGUGGUGGCUCCCACGUGGCAAUAGAACUUGCUAAAGCUGGAGUUGGAAAGUUUGUCCUCGUCGAUUAUGAUCGAAUUGAGCUGCAUAACAUCAUUCGCCAUGUUUGCGGCUUGAGCGAUCUUGGACGUCUGAAGACCAAUGUCAUGCGAGACCAUAUCUUGGACAAGAAUCCAUUUGCAGAGGUAGAAAUACACAACACCAACAUCAACAGCCUAGAAGAAGCCAGAGAAAUUCUGAAAGGAUGCGAUGUUAUUAUCGCCGCGACUGACAACAUAAGAAGCAGGCUCAACAUCAAUACGCUAUCAAUUGAGCUUGGUAUCACGACUCUCUACGGAAAAUGUGCUGUCAGAGCUGCUGGAGGAGAAGUGUUGAGAGUGAGACCAAAGGCUGGCCCGUGCUUCUCGUGCAUCUAUGCUGAUGCCGCGAUGGAAGCCUCCGCAGAGGAGAUGUCCUCAUUCCGUCAAGCCCGCGAAGCCAAUCCUCCUUACAUUGGAGACGACGAAGUGAAAGCCACGAUUCAAGUUGGGCUGUCUUCUGACAUCAUUCCAGUCGCUAACAUGCUGGUGAAGCUGGCCUUAGUGGAACUGUGCCGGGGUAAGGAUAGUGCACUGGCCACACUGGAGAAGGAUCUAGAGGCUCCCUAUUACAUGUGGGCAAACCGCAGAGAGCAGCAGUACGCUGGAUACCCACCCGAAGGCUUUCACCGGUUUGAUCAGCCUGGAAUUCUGAGAUGGUAUCCCAUGACGAGCGAGAGAAAACCCGAUUGCAAGACAUGCCAAGAUAUGGGAGCUAGUGCAGAAAAUGUCGACUUUUUCUCGUCUUCAGACAGAUAAAUGACUUAUAUAUUAGAUCUAUAAGAACAAUUUGUUGCAAUGAAAGACUAUGUUCACUGUUUGCCAUAGGUUUGGUUUUUUAGUUAAUUUACCUUCUUCAAAAUUGCCAUCAAGCCUAAAUAACCUGUUAUAAUUCGUCCGCCAAAACGGAAUAUAUCACUGGUUAGUCUUAGAGCUAUUGAUGGUCUCUGCACAAUAGGGAAACUUUUACUUUAGGAUAGAAACUAGAUUGCUUCUAAAUCAUUGUUCGCU